AAACAGUCAGUAAAGUGUAAUUAGUUUUUGUACUAUUAAUCGAUGAGGUCAUUUUUAGUCGAACGUUGUCCGAAAAUAUAAUCACUUAGUGAUUUUUGUUUUUGAGGUUGGUGCUUAACCCGCACGCCAACAUAACCUAUACUAUGUGCUGAGCAAGUUUUUAUUAUUUUUGUAACAAAACAGCGAUUUUUUACUUUAUUAUAAUUAGAGAUGUCUACAAGAUGGUAUCCGAUUUAUCAAAGAGGGGGCCCCCAGCUACGCGUUUUCCUGCCCAAUUUUUGGCUCAAACUCGUGCGCCCGACGCACGAGCAGCCCCCAAACGUAGUCCAGUUCGCCUGUUCAAUGGAAAUGACAAAGUAUGACAUCCAGAAUUACCUUGAAAAAAUUUAUAACAUUAAAGUGAUCGACGUGCGGACGCGAAUAGCGCUGGGGGAAACGAGACGGGUGCCUGUUAAGGGUUACAUAGUAAAGGACGACGACACCAAAUACGCUUACGUUACUCUGCCCAGGGACGAAAAAUUCGUCUUCCCUAACUUGUUCCCGGAAAACAAAGAGGCGAAAAAGGACGAAGAAGCCACUCUGGAGCAGGCGAAACAGAGCCUUAGCGACUUCAUGGACAAGAACAAAGAGCGGCCGAACAUGCCCGGCUGGUUUAGCAUUUAAAUCCAUAGUCCUUUGUAUAUAACCAUAGCGAUAAGUUUGAUCAAUAAAGGUAGAAAUAAAUGUCAA
Zophobas morio is the source of this 729-nucleotide messenger RNA. It is a transcript of the gene mRpL23, whose product is annotated as large ribosomal subunit protein uL23m. The transcript has 3 exons. Gene Ontology annotation, molecular function: structural constituent of ribosome. Gene Ontology annotation, cellular component: ribosome; mitochondrial large ribosomal subunit. Gene Ontology annotation, biological process: mitochondrial translation. The record is from RefSeq and is a predicted model, not a curated record. The coding region runs from base 211 to 663 and encodes 150 amino acids. Lineage: Eukaryota; Metazoa; Arthropoda; Insecta; Coleoptera; Tenebrionidae.